CAGCCAGCCAAAAUCCAAAAACCAUCGACGAGGUUUGAGCAGCGGAGAUAUAAAUAGAGGGCACAGAGUGACUCUGAGAAGAAAAAGUAUAACAGAAAAAAAGGGUGAAAACUCCAUCCUCCGACACAGCCGCUUUACCCAAAGAAAAUUUUGCUGCGACAAUUAAUGACACGACGAAUUCGUAGUCAUAACAAUUGAAAAAUCCGGAAAAAAAAAAAAAAAAAACAUAGACACCACCAACUUGGAUUUCUCUAACAUAGAUUUCGUCUUUUCGGGGAUCCUCUUGGUUUUCCUUUUUUUGGAAUCAUUUUUUUUCCCCUCUUUCAAUUUCUUUCGUUUGGAGAGCUUUGCUUUGCCAUUCCCAAGUUUCCUCCAAAGCCUCUUUCCCUUUCCUCCUUUGCAAUGGCUUUUCUUCUUGGGGCUCUCUGCUAACGCCUGCCCCCAUACUCAGUGGAAGAUCCAAACCCUGCAAAUUCAAUCCUGGGUUUCUUUUCACCAUUGUGGUGAAGAUUUAAGGAUGGAUGACCAAGGUGGAAGCAAGUUGACCGGAAUCCGGCAGAUUGUUAGACUAAAGGAAAUCCUUCAAAAGUGGCAAACUGUCACACUAGGCUCAAGGCCAAAUGCCCCCCAGUUGGAAGAAAAUCAGGGGGGUGUCUCAGGACCAGUUAACAAAAGGCUAACAAAUGUUAUGUGUUGUGAUUCUGAUGAGGAAAGCUGCCACAGUCCUGAACCACCGCCUGAUGUUCCAAAGGGAUAUUUGGCAGUUUAUGUUGGGCCAGAGCUUCGGAGGUUUAUCAUCCCUACGAGCUAUCUCAGCCAUCCUGUCUUCAAGAUUUUGCUGGAAAAAGCUGAGGAGGAAUUUGGGUAUAAUCACAAUGGCGGGCUUACUCUCCCUUGUGAGAUUGAGACCUUCAAGUAUCUAUUGAAGUGCAUAGAGAACAAUCAUAAGGGUCACCCUAUUGAUAGCUCAGAUUCUGAACAGCUGGAGAUUCAAUAAAUAUUGGGAGAGACUAAUUGUGCUGAUCUUUAUUGUGGCCAAGAACUUUGGGGUUAAAGCAAGGUCUCUUUUAUAUGCAGAUUUUUUUUUUCUCAUUUCUUUUCUCCUUUUUAAUUGACAAACAAUAGGGAACUUUUAGUUAGAAAAUUUUCAGGUGUAUGCAAUGAAUGUGAUGAGGGGAGGGCAAUGUCUCUCUGCCCUUAUUGAAAUGUGAGUGGCAUCUAAUGUUUGAUUGAUAAUGAAAUACUUCUAUUGUUCAGAAAA
Molecule: messenger RNA, 1261 nt
Organism: Theobroma cacao (cacao)
Lineage: Eukaryota; Viridiplantae; Streptophyta; Magnoliopsida; Malvales; Malvaceae
Product: protein SMALL AUXIN UP-REGULATED RNA 16
Biological process (GO): response to auxin
Source: RefSeq, a predicted model, not a curated record